Messenger RNA from Chara braunii, 1749 nucleotides. NCBI's taxonomy places the organism in Eukaryota, Viridiplantae, Streptophyta, Charophyceae, Charales, Characeae. The record is from the annotation of a GenBank genome assembly.
CGCUUUUUCUCCGAUUGAUUGAUCAUCAUCCUCCAUCAUCCAUCAUCAUCAUUAUCAUCAUCCUCAUCCUCAUCGUCAUCGUCUUCGUCUUCGUCGUCGUCAUCGUCAUCGUCGUCAUCGUUGUUGUUGUUGUUGUUGUUGUUAUCCUCCUCCUCAUCAUCAUCGUCCUCAUCAUCGUAGCGAAAGAGAAGUGCAUUAAGGUUUGUUCUUCUUCUCCGAACGACAAUGGUAGAACGCGUAAGAAAGGAUGAUGAGGAUAUGGUGGAUGCAGCUGAAAUGGUAGGAACGGAUGAUGACAGGCAUGAGGUGAGGGAAGCUCGUGGUGCUGUUGAUCGCAUUCCUACAGCGGUUGGAGCCGCUGGAGAUCAUCUCCUCCUUGUCGAGCAGUAUCGAGGCUUUGAUGCCGAUCUCAUGCGAAUGUACUAUGCCAGAUUGUUUCCCUAUCAGGAGAUGUACAAGUGGCUUUCCUACGGGCAUGAUCGGAAACAUCCGCAGUCGGACAUGUCGUUUUUUGCGCGGAGGGAGUUCUCCUUCACCCUUGACAACGAUAUCUACAUCCGAUACCAGUCGUUCAAAAACUGCAACGAUAUGGAAGCUGCUAUACGAGACAAAUGCCCCUUCAAGAUCGACAUUGGAGCGGUGUUCAAUUUCGAUCCGUCGAAACGACAACUGUAUCAUCGGGCCGGGUCGGAGAAGACAUUCGCACCCGUGGAGCGCGAACUUGUCUUCGACGUCGAUAUAUCCGAUUACGACGACGUGAGGGUCUGCUGCAAAGGUGCAGACGUCUGCAAUCGCUGCUGGCCGCUCAUGACCGUCGUAAUACGUGUGCUGGACACAGCAUUGCGCGAGGACUUCGGGUUCAUGCACAUUUUGUGGGUGUACAGCGGGCGCCGUGGCGUUCACUGCUGGGUGUGCGACCCGAGGGCACGCCGACUGGGUAACGACCAGAGAAGCGCGAUCGCUGAGUACUUCCGAGUUUACAAGGGUUCUGAGAACAAUGCUGUAAAAGUAGCCCUUCCCGGUCCGUCGUUGCACCCCAGCCUCAGUCGCGCGUACGAGCAAGUCCUCGAACGUUUCUUUAUCGAAUUGAUAUUGCCAGGACAAGAGCUGCUGGCUGACAAGGAAAGUUGGGAGAAAGUUCUUUGCAUGAUCCCCGACAACGACGUCAGGAACCAGUUGCGCAUCAGGUGGAGCAGCCGACGACAACCGAAUGGCGAUGUCGACGUGAAUGUGCAGAGGUGGAAAGAUCUUGAGAAGUGUGUCAAAGCCUCUAAGGUCAAGACCCACGGGAUGCGAAGAUGCUUAGACGAGAUUAUUUUUGUGUACACGUACCCCAGGCUCGACUUUGAGGUGUCGAAGAGCAUGAACCAUCUUCUCAAGGCACCCUUCUGUGUGCAUCCGAAAACAGGCAGGGUGUGCGUUCCAAUCGAUCCUCAAGCGUGCGAGGACUUCGAUCCCACGACCGUCCCAACAGUUUCACAGUUGCUGAAUGAGCUCAACACUGCUUGCGCCGAGGAAACCGCCGGCAAGACGGUGGAGAGCGUUAAAGAUUUUGAACGAACAUCGAUGCGAGAAGCAGUGGAGAUCUUCAGGUCGACGUUUCUCGAUGGCUUGUACAAGUCCUGCAGGGCGGAACUAGAUGCUGCACACAUCGCAAAGGUUCAAGCGAGUUCUGAGCUCCUUAAGCUGGCAUGGUAAACAAACACCAAGCAACUUCAAAGUUUAAACCAUCGCUUACAGGGUUUUGCU